This is a messenger RNA of Penaeus vannamei (Pacific white shrimp), 808 nucleotides long. The record is from RefSeq and is a predicted model, not a curated record. NCBI's taxonomy places the organism in Eukaryota, Metazoa, Arthropoda, Malacostraca, Decapoda, Penaeidae.
CGGAUAGGCACAGUCACCCACCAUGAAGCUUCUGAUCACCUCACUUUUCAUCGUUAUUGCGGGGGCAGCACCCGACGGAUACGGUAGUGGAGGAGGAGUCUCUGGCGGUGGAGGAUUCUCCAGUGGUGGAAGUGGAGGCUUCUCUGGAGGAGGAGGAUUCUCCAGUGGUGGAAGUGGAGGCUUCUCUGGAGGAGGAGGAUUUUCCGGAGGAGGCGGUGGAUCUUUUGGAGGAGGAUUUUCCGGUAGCGGAGGAUUCUCUGGAGGUGGUGGAUUUUCCGGUGGAGGAGGUGGUGGUGGAGGAUCUGGAGGAUAUGGAGGAGGAGGAUGCAAUGCAGGAGAGGUUCUGCAUGUUGACGGCUCCUGUGUCGUUCCCAUAAUCUCACGCAACGUAUUUGUCUAUGACGCUCCCGAACAGCAAGAAGAAAGCGGUCCACCGCCAAGUAUUCCUCCACCAAGAAUCGACCACAACAUCCUAUUUGUCCGCGUUCCUGAGAAGGGAGCAGCGCCCGAGCCAAUCAUCGUUCCUCCACCAAGGCAACAGAGCGUGGUGUACGUCCUGAACAAGGACGAUGGAGGAGGAGGACAGCAAGUGAUCGAAGUGACAGCUCCUCCCCCGUCCAACCCUGAGGUUUACUUCGUCAACUAUGCUGAAGGAGACAACCCUCAACUGCCCAUUGGAGUUGAUCUCCGGACUGCUCUCCAAGCGGCUGCCAACGGCGGAGGACAAGUCAUCGGCGGAGGCGGAGGAGCAGGCGGAUUUGGCGGUGGUUCUGGCCUCUCCUUCAUCGACUCCUGCAGUGCCUCCUAG